Megalopta genalis is the source of this 3524-nucleotide messenger RNA. RefSeq names its product exportin-4. Gene Ontology annotation, molecular function: nuclear export signal receptor activity. Gene Ontology annotation, cellular component: nuclear pore; cytoplasm. Gene Ontology annotation, biological process: protein export from nucleus. NCBI's taxonomy places the organism in Eukaryota, Metazoa, Arthropoda, Insecta, Hymenoptera, Halictidae. The record is from RefSeq and is a predicted model, not a curated record.
UUAAAAGCGGCAAAGAUUAUGCGCUCUUUACAUUCAUAAUAAUAAAUAAACUUCUUUAGUUUAAAUAAUUAGUAGUUAUUAUUCCAUAGUUGCUUCCCGCUGUCUAUCGAGUAGAGCGCGACGUAGAGUCGAUACUAUACAAAUAAUUUCUUAGAAAUGGAAGAACCAAUAAUUAACAAAUUAGAGAAAGCUGCACAAGUUAUUUUAGCACCACCCAACUUAUUUACAUUAGAACAACGACAAUCUGCAGAUGAAGUUUUUUUAAAUUUUCGAAAAACUAAGUCUCCAUAUCAGCUUUGUCAGCAAAUUUUAGAAACAAAUACAAAUGACUAUAUUCUUUUUGAGGCAGCUGGUCUUUUAAAAAUAGCAUUGGUAGAAGAAUGGUCAAGUUUAAACAAACAAGAUAUCUAUUCCUUAAGACAGUAUCUUUUGCACUAUGUAAUUAACAAACCACAUUUGGCCACAUAUAUUAAAGGAAAAAUAUUGCAAGUUAUUGCAAUUAUAAUUAAAAGAAACAGAUUUACUGAUUCUGGGCAAGAACAGCAACAAUUUUUAGACGAAGUAGAAGAACUAAUAAUGACUGGAGAUUUAUCAAGAAAAGUUUUAGGCUGUAAUCUCAUAUCAGCAGUAUUGCAAGAAUAUAAACUUGAUGGAAAAACUUCAAAUGUUGGGUACUCAAUGGAAACUCACUAUGCUGAAAAAGAAGCAUUUGAAAAAGAAACUAUAAAACGAAUUUUCAAGUUUAGCCUUGGAAUACUUGAUGAAUUGAUUAAGAAGGAUGAGCAAGAUGAUACUCUGGCAUUUCUCAAACAUUUACUUCCAAUUUUAGAAACGAUAUGUACUUGGCAGAUAAUAAGUACAAAUCCUAUUUUUAAAUUAUUUCAUAUUAUGUAUGCAGAUCAUACAGAUCUUCUACAUGAACAAUUAAGAUUGGAUGAAAGCUGGCAGGAUGUAAUAUUACCUCCUGCUGUACAGGAUUUAUUUUUUACUUUGUAUUGGAAAAUCCGAGGCAACCCACAGUUAGCUCAUUUAGCAAGGAUUUGUUUAGUUCAGUUGGGGACCUUAGAUGGUUUAGUAUUUUCAUCUAAAGAAAUGAAAAUACAAUACUUCUCCAAUUAUACUCGGAGAUUUUUGGAAUUUAUUACAAAUAUUGAAAUUAUUGACCAAGAAGCGCCUGGAAUUGCUCAGAUUGUAAAGGAUUUGACUAAAUUUAUUAGUACUAAUUUUACAGCUUUACCUGAAGAUGUGGUGAAAGCAUUUAUGGAACAGUUAUGUAGAUUAACCUGUCUAUAUGUGGAAAAUUCAGCACAAGAAGAAUUUUUGUGUGCAAAUGAAUGCUUAUACUCGGAGGGUUUGGAUAUCUUGUUUGGAAUAUGGAUAGAUAUUUUGUCAAGAACUAGAAUGAGUGAAAAAAUGAUUCCUUAUGAAUUUUGCAAUCAAAGUUCUAUGCAAAUAUUUAAUGUGUAUGUUCAGUGUCACUUAUGUCCACCAGAAGGUAUAAGAAAUCUAGAAGAGAAAGACCUUAACAAACAGGAAGAUGAAACUGAGAAUGAUGAUAAAAUUAGAUUUAAGGAGCAAUUGCAAAUGAUUGGUUGUUUUGGAAGACAAAUAUUAGAUCACUCUCUUUCACUAUUGUCACAUUUGAUAAAAGACCGUACGUCGAAAUUACGGGAAGUUCUAAACAAAUUAGUAGGACAGACUGAAUCCUUAAGUACAUUAAACAAUUCUUAUACAUUUAAAUUAUAUGAAGAUAUACACUGGCUGCUACUCAUAUCGGGCCAUGUACUUUGCAUGGAAUCUAGUGGUGAAAUUCCUUCAAUACCUACAGAAAUAAAGGAUUAUUGUAUAGAACAGGCAAAUAAAGGAAAAAUCGAUAUAAAUCUUAUAUCACAAUUUUUAGUAGCAUCAGAGAAUUGUUCUUCAGACGUUAAUGUUGCUGCGACGUCAGUGGAUAAUGUUAUACACGUUAUCACAGAUAUUUUUCGUCUGUGCGCUAUAGAAAAAACUGCAAUACUUGUCCGUUUAGACAGUAUUCUAAGCCCUGUAUUGAGCUGUACUAUACUAUGGUUUUUGAACAGAUGGUCACUCAGUUAUCUUUUUGAAAUAUCUAUAAGAGAACAUACAUUCUUAGAUGUAUUUCAAAAAGGUAGUUCUGGUGCAUUGUGGGCUAUAAACUUUCUUUUAGAAAAAAUUGAAUAUAGUAUCAAUGUUUUCAAAAGCGAGGCUUCAAUAAUGCAGGAAACUAUAAAAUUAUUAAUGUCUCUUGUUGUUUCACACAAAAAAGCAACAGAAAUAUUGAAAUCUGAACGAUUUAAGCCUAUUUGGAAAAUGGCAGUGAAGGGACAAUACCAUCAAGUAGACUUUCCAUCAGAUGUUAAGAAGGGAUUAAUAAAAGCAGUGAUUGUAUGUAUAUUCAUAGUUACAGAUAUAGAGGAAGAAGAGGCUUACUGGCGACAGACUUUAUUACAACCACUUCAAGACAGGUAUAUAAAAAUUACCUCGGAUGAAAAGUUUUUAAAGUCCUACCAGCAAGAAGGAACUAAAUUUGAAAUUAUAGAUAUUUUAGAACGUUUUAUUGGAGUUGCACAGGGAUCUCAACAUAAAAUCACAUCGUUUUCUUCACAUCGAAUUAAGAUUUUAAUUCGAUAUAUGUAUCCAAUACUAGAGAAACUUCCUAAUUUACUGUCUUUGUAUCAUAAUUAUCAGCAAAUAGUACAACUAAUUUUGGAAUUGCUAUCAGAAUGCUCAAAAGUAAUAGUUCCUCAUUACCUGUCUGAGGCUGAAGAAUCGCAGAUAUAUGAAAUAUUCUUGAACACAAUGAAAAGUUAUAUGCGUCACAAUAAUAAUAGAUUUGAAAUCAAUCUAAAUGAGGAAGGCAAUUACCAAGAUAUACAAUUUAUAAUGGAAAUGUUAUAUGAUUUGUCACAGAGUACUAACAGGCCGAAAUUGCUCGUAGAUGUUUUUUUAUGUGGUCUGAAUAUAAUUAUGCCUAUAGUGACUAUAAACUUGUUACAAUUUCCAAUAUUAUGUUCACUCUACUAUAGAAUGAUACUAUGUUUUUGUGGAAAUUUCCCUGACAAAGCAUGUAAUUUACCCCCCGAAUUGAUGCGACCGAUUUUAGAAUCUUUAGAAUGGGGUUUGUUUGUCACUAUAAACCAAAUAUCUCAAUUGUGUUUCGAAAUAAUUUCCCGUUUAGCAGAACACAUAUAUUCACAUCACACGCAAAAUCAAAUGCUAGUACCAUUUUUAAAGUUGCUGAUGACUGCACUUUUCUCACAACAAAUUGAUGAAGAUUUCGUACCGUCAGCAUGCAAUCCACUUUAUUAUUUGAUACUCUGUUAUCAAGAGGAAUAUAAGCAGCUUGUUCAAAACAUUUUAGCUGCUCAGACAGAUCAACAAAUUGUACAUAGACUGGCAGAUGCUUUUACAAAACUUACGACUGAUCCAAGGACUUUGAAUUACGAAGAAAUUAUCAUUAAUGUAAGAUUAAUUUUAAUGGUGAAAUAAAAUGAAUUGAAAAACAA